Molecule: messenger RNA, 4465 nt
Organism: Lutzomyia longipalpis
Lineage: Eukaryota; Metazoa; Arthropoda; Insecta; Diptera; Psychodidae
Product: collagen alpha-1(I) chain-like
Exons: 6
Coding region: 107-4369 (1420 amino acids)
Molecular function (GO): extracellular matrix structural constituent
Source: RefSeq, a predicted model, not a curated record
AGUAGCUUUCUGACCGUUACGGCGAGCAUAAGGUCCAGACUCUGAAUAAGGAUUGCAAUAAGUAGCUGGAAGAGUGUUUAUGUGAAAAGUGAUAAAGUGAAGCCAGAUGCGGCUGCUCAUUGUCACCAUUCUCCUAAUUGCCGUGGCAACGGCUGAGCCAAAACGGAAGCGUCUCAGGAGCCCACAGGAUAGGCCACCUCCUGAACUUCCGCACUAUGACUACGAAUAUCCGGAUGAGUAUGAUAAUUACGAUGGCGGUACCGCGACGGCGACUCCAGUUCCUCCCCAGCCAAUCGUGACCCCUUUUUCAUGCCAACAUCAGGGAUCCCUAUAUCGAGAAGGUGAUACUUUCAAGGAUGGAUGCCGUGAUUGCCAAUGCUCUUUGGGGAAAAUUAAUUGUACAUCCGAAAGGUGUGCUGUUGAAGGUCCCAAAGGUGCUCCUGGUAGUCAGGGAGAUCCAGGAACACCCGGAAUUCCAGGUGAAACAGGUCAACCAGGACCUUCACCAGAUAUAACGACAUACACCCAACACUUAGCAGAAACUAUGGCUAGUGCCGAUAAGGGUCCAUCACCAGUUCUACCAUUUCAAUAUGUACAAGCACAAGUUGGGCCAGCGGGACAACGUGGACCUCAGGGUCCACAAGGUCCAUUAGGACCUCAGGGAUUUCAAGGAUCUCGCGGUGAAGUUGGUGAACCUGGGCCUCCAGGUCCUGUUGGUCCUCCUGGACCACGAGGCUUACCUGGUAUCCCAGGAAAAGAUGGUGCUAGUGGAGAUGAUGGUGAAGUUGGAGCUCCUGGAGCUGUGGGACCUCCAGGUCCUCGUGGUUUACCCGGUAUGCCUGGAUUGCCUGGAGUUAAAGGACAUCGUGGAUAUACAGGUGCAGACGGCGCUAAAGGUGAUAUUGGACUUCCUGGGGAAAAGGGUAUUGCAGGAGCUACAGGACCUAUGGGACCAAGUGGCCCAAUGGGCCCUAUGGGUCCAAGAGGAGAACGUGGCCGUGAAGGCCCACCAGGGCCUCCUGGUGUGCGCGGAAUUGAUGGUGUAGCAGGACCAGCAGGACAACCAGGUGCAAUAGGUAAACCAGGCCCACCCGGCUUCCCAGGUGCUCUUGGCAUAAAAGGAGAUCAAGGUGCACAGGGCCCUAAAGGAUCACAAGGAUUACAAGGCCCACGAGGUGAAUCAGGCCAUCCAGGACAUACAGGAGAGCCAGGUCCUCCAGGUUUGCCAGGAAAAGAUGGCUUGUCUGGUGAGAAAGGUGCAACUGGACAUGCUGGUCCAGCCGGUCCCCCAGGCUUUCCUGGUGCCAGAGGACAACCUGGUAUCGCUGGUCAGCCAGGUGAAGUUGGUCCACGAGGUACUCCCGGACAACCAGGGGAAAGAGGAACAAAAGGAGAUUCUGGAGUAAAGGGAGAAACAGGUCUGCCAGGUCCUCGAGGUAUUCCUGGGCCCCAAGGGAGUGAAGGUCCACGAGGAAAACGUGGAAUGCGUGGAGCAACAGGCCCUCAGGGACCUCAAGGAGAACGUGGAUCACCUGGAUUGGCAGGUUUGCCUGGGCCAGAUGGUGCUAUGGGACCAAAGGGUCAAGCUGGUGAUAGAGGAGCCGUGGGACCUAUUGGUCCUAAAGGAACAGCUGGAGAUACGGGACAACCAGGACCACAAGGUCUACAAGGUGCACGUGGAUUACCUGGCCGGAUAGGUAUGCAUGGAAAACCAGGAUCACCUGGUGAGCGCGGUAUUCCAGGUGCUGAUGGAAAACCAGGAGAACAAGGACCUCAAGGUUUGCAAGGUUUACCAGGACCUAUUGGAAUGCCAGGAGAUAAAGGAUUAACAGGAGAACCGGGAAAAGAUGGAGAACCGGGAGCUGUAGGUCCAACUGGUCCUAGGGGAGAUGCAGGGAAAGAAGGUUUGCCUGGUCCACCUGGCCAACCAGGUCCACCUGGACAUGAUGGAGAACGCGGAGCUUCUGGGCCAGCUGGUGCAAGAGGAUUUCAAGGGCUUCCUGGUCAACCAGGAACACCUGGAACUCCAGGAAAAGAUGGACAACCUGGCCCUGCAGGUCAGCAAGGACCAAUUGGCAUUACAGGUGCACGUGGUGAGAGAGGAUUUCCAGGAGAAAGAGGUCCUUUAGGACUACCUGGAGUUCCUGGAACACGCGGAGAAACAGGGCAAGCAGGACAAGAUGGGCUUCCAGGACCCCCUGGACCUGCAGGUUCAAAAGGUCAUCAAGGAGCUCCAGGGAUGGUUGGGUUGCCAGGACUUCGAGGUCUACCGGGUAUUGCUGGUGAAAAAGGAGAUCGUGGAGCACCAGGAAUACAAGGUUCCGAAGGGGCACAAGGGCGUCCCGGUGAAACGGGACCACAAGGCCCUGUCGGACCAGCAGGACCUCCAGGAGAACAAGCAGAACGCGGAGAGCCUGGCGCUCCUGGAACUCCAGGCGAGCGCGGAGCACCUGGAAAUAGCGGAGAAAGAGGCCCUCAAGGUACUCCAGGACCACCUGGUUUCCCAGGGCCUAUUGGAAUGGCUGGAGUAGCUGGGGCAAAGGGUGAUAGAGGUGUUGCAGGACCAAAAGGAGAUCAGGGAAAUCCAGGAAUCUCAGGUUCUCCUGGUGAGCCAGGUCUACCUGGUCCAACUGGUCUACCUGGAGCUAAAGGCGCGCGCGGUGAACAAGGUACACGUGGAGAGACAGGUUUAGCAGGUCUACCGGGACGUCCAGGAGAACCAGGACAAGCAGGGCAACCUGGAAAUCAAGGUCUUCCAGGAAUUGCAGGUCUUCCUGGAGUUAAAGGCAGUAUCGGCGAAAUGGGUCGCCCUGGAAAUCCAGGUCUCCCUGGACCCCCUGGAAUUACUGGUGCUGAUGGAUUAAAAGGAGAACCUGGUGCUAUGGGACCUACAGGACAUCCAGGACCUUCUGGACCACCCGGAAUUCAAGGAGAUCGUGGAAUGCCUGGACUACCAGGAGCCGUCGGCCCUGUGGGACCAAGAGGAUUAAGAGGUCCUACUGGUGAAUCAGGAACUCCAGGCAAAAUAGGUCCGGUAGGAGUUGCAGGACAACCAGGUGUGCCAGGACCGCAAGGACCUCCAGGUCUCCCGGGAGAAGUAGGACCCGAAGGUCGUCCUGGAAAAAUAGGACCACCAGGACUUGUUGGUAGAACAGGCGAUAAAGGACCGCAAGGUGUACCUGGGCAACAGGGUCCUUUGGGUCCUCCGGGAAUGCCAGGUGCUCCUGGUGUUGCUGGUGCUAAGGGGCUUACGGGUGAACGGGGUUCAGUAGGUCCUAUAGGACCUCAAGGAGCUGACGGCCCCCCAGGACCACGUGGGAAACCAGGUCCCCCUGGAAUAGAAGGACCUAAAGGAGAGCAUGGAGAUAACGGAAAACCAGGACCAAAAGGACAUCGAGGCUUUAGUGGCUUAGCAGGGCCACCUGGCCCUAGGGGCUCACCUGGUGAUAAGGGACCUCCUGGUAAUGAUGGACUUCCGGGUAAACCAGGAGAUGUGGGACUUCGUGGACUUCAGGGACGUGAUGGUCAACCAGGACAGCCAGGCAGCAUUGGGCCACCAGGAUUGAGAGGGGCUCCUGGAUCUGAUGGACGUCCUGGACCUCCAGGUUCUCCUGGACCACCAGGUCCACCAGGCCCAGUAUCAGAGCCACUGGGAUAUGAUACAGCUGCACUGGCGGCUCUUCUAAGUCAAAGCAAUACAAAAGGCCCUACGGAUAUGCAGGCUGAUGAGCCUACUCGUCAAUUUAUGGUGCGAGCCUAUGAACAUCUCAAAGCAUCUGUAGAAAAACUUAAAACUCCUACAGGGCAAAAAGAUGCACCUGCUCGUACAUGCCGUGAUUUAGCGGUGGCUCAACCAAAUCUACCUUCUGGUGAUUACUGGCUAGAUCCUAAUGCUGGUGAUACACGUGAUGCCAUUCUUGCGUAUUGUGACAUGAAAACACGUGAAACGUGUGUCAGAGCAGCUCCAGAGAAUUUCCCUGAAAUAUCAAUUAGUGGAGUUUCUUGGCUUUCUGAGGCUAAGGUGUCACCAUCUUAUAAGGCAGAUGGACAGCAAAUGACCUUCCUGCAACUGCUAUCAUCGAAUGCAAGUCAAAAUAUUACAGUUCACUGCAAAGGACGAUUGAGACGUAUUGCGUUGCUUGCCUGGAACGACGUUGAAAUUACUGCAAGGGGAAACCCGCGGUUACGGUAUGAUGUACUCGAGGAUGGAUGUGAGAAACCCGAUAUUAAUUCAUGGUCCCAGACAAAACUACGCUACAACACUACAAAGCCAACGAGACUACCAAUCGUCGAUGUGGGUCUUCGAGAUACCGAAGAAUCACCUGAACGCCUAGUACGCUUGCAAGUAGGGAAUGUUUGCUUCUCCUGAAAAAAAAAUUCAAAUUUUAUCAGCAGAAUACAUUAUUUUCGUGGGCGUUUUGUAUGUUUAUGCUCGAAAAAUAAAUAUUUGUACAUAAACAAGUAA